Molecule: messenger RNA, 1359 nt
Organism: Cadophora gregata
Lineage: Eukaryota; Fungi; Ascomycota; Leotiomycetes; Helotiales; Ploettnerulaceae
Exons: 3
Coding region: 1-1359 (452 amino acids)
Biological process (GO): regulation of peptide transport
Cellular component (GO): membrane
Source: RefSeq, a predicted model, not a curated record
AUGAGUGCCCAAAUACCCCCAGUUCCACCGGCUUUGGCUGCAGAGGUUCUGGCGUCCAGGGAUCGAUCUGUGGACCUCCACCGCAUGCAAUCCCACGACAGACAAUCUCUAGCUUCUGCACCUGCAGGGACAAAGACCCAAGGCUUCAGAGCGGGCGUUGGACUUGGGAAUGUGGCAAGACGGACGCUGGGGAUCGUCUUACUGCUUGUUACUGUUGGGUUGUGGACCAGCUCUAAUUUCUUGACGAGUUAUAUAUUUGCGGAUAACACGUACUCUAAACCUUAUUUCGUUACUUAUCUCAAUACUUCGUUUUUUGCAAUAUCUCUAAUCCCGAUCUUUUGGAGGAUAUCGCAUCAACAUGGUGUCUCGCAUAUAAGGACAUCCAUGGUGGAGUUCUGGCAGCAAAGGAAGGCAAGUUACACAGCUAUCGGCAGCAAAUCCGGUGGCGAUGAAGACGAUGCCGAGGAUCCUAUGUCGGGUUCGCAUUCCAGACUACUCGUGGAUAACGAUGUUGGACCAGCUUUGAGCUUAUCCGGAGAUCCUCACCCCCAAGACGAGAUGCUGGGCGUGUCCGAAACCGCAUGGCUCAGUCUGGAAUUCUGCUUCCUCUGGUUUGCAGCCAACUACUUGGUUGCGGCUUGCUUGGAAUAUACCAGUGUUGCGAGCUCGACUAUUCUGACAUCAACCAGCAGUAUCUGGACGUUGAUCUUUGGAGCUCUGGUUCGCGUGGAGCACUUCUCUUACAAGAAGCUCAUUGGAGUCUUGGCUUCGUUGUCUGGUAUCAUUUUAAUAUCUUCGGUCGAUCUAUCGAGGAAAGAUAAUGACGACCAUCGGGGAAACUUCCCGCAUAAAUCUCAAGGAGAGAUUGCCCUUGGCGAUGCUAUGGCUUUUGGAAGCGCGGUCAUGUAUGGUAUCUAUGCCGUUGUCAUGAAGAAGCGGAUUGGUAACGAGGAUCGUGUGAGCAUGCCGCUGUUCUUCGGACUUGUUGGUCUUUUCAAUGUGAUCUUCUUGUGGCCAGGAUUUAUAAUACUGCACUUUACUGGAGUGGAGACAUUUGCCCUGCCACCUACUAGCAAAGUCUGGGUUAUCAUCCUGAUGAAUGCUGCAUCGUCCUUCAUUGCAGACUACUGUUGGGCAUAUGCAAUGCUCCUCACUACGCCAUUGUUGGUGACAGUUGGACUGUCUAUGACAAUUCCCUUGUCCUUGAUCGGCCAAAUGAUAAUCAGCAAACAGUAUUCCAGUGCUCUGUAUUGGGUUGGAGCUGUUAUUGUUCUCCUGUCCUUCCUGUUCAUCAAUCAUGAGAGUAAAGAUGAAGAUGAUCCUCUUGUCAGGCGUGAAGGCAUUGAUACCAUUGCUUGA